UCUGAGCUCUCACCACGAGCAGUACAGGCAAGCAACAAGCAAGCAGCUCGCGAUGGUGGCCAAGUCUGAGAGACAUUGACUGGCUAAGCCACAAAGAAUAAAAAGACAUAAAACAAUCCGAAUAAACGUUUCACCCGAGGCGACGUGACGGACAGUAAACCAACCAACUACGAGAUAACCCCUGAACGAACGGGCUGACCUCCAGAAUGGCCUCACUUCUCCGCUCAGGGGUUGGGGUUAUCUCAAGGGUCCGGGUUUUGGUGCGAGCAAGACACUAUCAAAGGACUCUCCCCAUCAUCCACAUACAUCACACAAGGGCGUUUUCCAAGUCGACAACGCCCUUUGCUGCAAGUACUCCAGCCCCUGAUGCUACAAGUACUACAACCAGCCCAGGGCAGCCAGCCAAACCAACCUCGCCGCCGAACAUCACACUCAAUGGCCGCAGCUACAAGACAGACAAGUGGUUCAAUGUCCCCCCAAACGUUGUGGCUGCGACGUCGCGGCGGCUCCAUCUGCACAAGGACCACCCCAUCUCCAUCACUAGGCAGAUAAUAGAGUCCAAGUUCCCGGCACCGACCUUCAAGUACCACAAUGCCUUUGACCCCGUGGUGUCGGUCGCGGAGAACUUCGACUCGCUCGGCUUCCCGCCCGACCAUCCGGGCCGCGCCCGCUCCGACACGUACUACAUCAACAAGAACACCCUGCUGCGCACCCACACGAGCGCCCACGAGCUCGAACUGUUUGGCCGCAGCGAGAGCGACGGCUAUCUAGUCAGCGCCGAUGUGUACAGGCGCGACGAGAUCGACCGCACGCACUAUCCCGCCUUCCACCAGAUGGAGGGCGCCCGAGUGUGGGACCGCGCCAGCGUGCCUGGCGGCGACGUGGCUGCCGCCGUAUGGGCAGACUUGGCGCGGCUCCCGACCCACGCCGUCGAGGUCCAAGACCCGAACCCGCCCUUCCACGCCGAGCGGAACCCACUCCAGGAAUCUCACCACUCCCCGGCCGAGGUUGAGGCCACCGCCGCCCAUCUCAAGCGUUCGCUAGAGCUCAUGGUCGUCGAAAUUUUUACACGUGCCAAGGGCGCGGCAGCGGCAGCGGCAGCCACAGGAGGGGCCGCAGUGCCCAAUGACGAGCCGCUCCGGAUGCGCUGGGUCGAGGCCUACUUCCCCUUUACGAGCCCAUCGUGGGAGCUGGAGGUAUACUAUGGUGGAGACUGGCUCGAGGUUCUCGGCUGCGGCGUCUCGCAGCAGCGCAUCCUGAUAGAUGCCGGCGUCCCCUCGCAGAUGGGAUGGGCCUUUGGUCUGGGACUUGACCGCAUCGCCAUGCUGUUGUUCCAGAUCCCCGACAUCCGGCUAUUUUGGUCACACGACGAGCGCUUCCUCGGCCAGUUUUCGGGCGUGUCAGACGACCUCUCAAAGAUCCGGCCCUUCGCGCCCUUCUCCAAAUACCCAGCCUGCUGCAAGGACGUGUCUUUCUGGCUGCCAUCCACAGCCUCGGCUGCGGGCGGCGGAUCCCAGGUGGAAGGCCCGCAGGAGUUUCACCAGAACGACGUCAUGGAGAUUGUGCGCGACAUCGCGGGCGAUGUGGUCGAAGACGUGCGGUGUUCCGACCAGUUUGUGCACCCCAAGACGGGCAGGCGCAGCAUGUGCUACCGCAUCAACUACCGCAGCUGGGAGCGGACGCUGACAAACGUCGAGACCAACGACUUGCACGGCCGUGUGACGGAUGCCCUUGUUGACCGCCUGGGGGUCGAUAUUAGGUAGUGUGUGGUCGACGGCAUGUCUGCCCAGCUGUACUGCAAGGCUCCCUUGAGACCGAAACGGACAUGAGAAUAAAAAGAAGAAGGGAAGAUGAAAGCCAAAAGAGUAGCAAUCAAGGGGCUGAGCUGCCACUUGCUCAGCCGAAACAUUGAAUGGUCCGAAUCAAUCAGCCCACGGUCAGAGGCUGAAAACUAAAUCGCAUAUGCCCCAGGCAGUGCCACAUUUUCGACACAGGGGGCCAUGACAAGUCGGAGGAUAGCGUCGCGGCUUUGGAAGCCCUGUGCAAGGAUUGCAUCAUCUGACGACCUAUUGCGCUCGCCGCCGAAGUUGCAGAGGCCCGGCGGGCUCUGAGACCAUUCCAGUCUCUCCAAUGGCGAAGAAAAGGAGAAGCAUAAAACCAAAUCAGGCAUAUGGGUUCAGUCAUAUAUUAUCGCGCAACAUUACAUGUAUGUACAACACGGCAGGAAGUGGAUAGAUCACAGGAACGGUCAAGAUGCGCGGGUCUGGGCCCGGUCGAGGCACGGGGGCGACUGAGACGGAGUAUUUGCCGGCGCCACUCGCCGAAUCGCCGUCGCUCGACUUUCGGUCGGACUUGCGGUCGAGGCACCCGACGUGUCAAGACGUGGUGUGUGGCUGUGUAAAAAGGCAAGAAGCAACAACAGCAAACUUGGUUUGGCCUCGUGCUUGGAGGCUGUGCAGUUUGAUUUCUCCCCCAGCUUACCAUUCAGCGUCCCUCUCCCAUCCCCACUGCCUUGGCUCUGUCCGUGCCAUCGGUAGCUUCAC
Molecule: messenger RNA, 2543 nt
Organism: Gaeumannomyces tritici R3-111a-1
Lineage: Eukaryota; Fungi; Ascomycota; Sordariomycetes; Magnaporthales; Magnaporthaceae
Product: phenylalanyl-tRNA synthetase
Exons: 2
Coding region: 207-1763 (518 amino acids)
Biological process (GO): phenylalanyl-tRNA aminoacylation
Cellular component (GO): cytoplasm; mitochondrion
Molecular function (GO): phenylalanine-tRNA ligase activity; tRNA binding; ATP binding
Source: RefSeq, a predicted model, not a curated record